AGGUGAUCAUUUUGUAGGUUUGGAAUCUCAGAGGACUGUCUAUUCUUUUGUUCAGCUAGUGUGGGGGUACCAUGUUUUAUUAGUCAAAUACCAUGAGCAGCCACAGUUUGAUUACAGUUAAACAAAAUAAUUCUCCCGAAGGAACAAAGCAUCUCUGUCAUUCUUCACCUUUAUCAGUUCAGUUUAACAAUGAACAAGACUGCCAAAAAUUAUCAAGAUCCUCCUAUGUCGAGACAGUGUUGCACAAUUCAUCCAGCUUCAGUAAGGACCUUCCUUUGCAUACCAAGAAAUCAAGCUCAGGGCCUGAACCAGGAAGUUCUUGUUCUUAUGUAUCUCAUCCUCAAUAUCCAGAGCACAUGUUUUCUCGUUCUUCUACAUUUUGUACCAGCCUUUACUCUUCAUCUUCUACUAGUUCAGAGUCAUGUCAAAAACUUCAGAACUUACCCUUCCUUCCUCAUCCUCCAAAAUGUAAGCACCAGAAUUCAGCUGUUCAAUCUUCUAACUCUCCGCUGCAGUUUAGUGGAGAUAUAAGUGCAACAAGUGGUGAGGAUGAACACACAGAUGACUUGAUGAAGGAUUUCCUUAAUCUCUCUGGAGAAGUUUCAGAUGGUAGCAUCCAUGGAGAGAAUUGUGGGAGUAGUGGCUUAGCACUUAACGAGCAAAUAGAAUUGCAAAUUUUGUCUGAACAACUUGGCAUAGCUAUCACUGACAAUGGGGAAAGCCCUCAUUUGGAUGACAUAUAUGAGACACCACAAGUCUCAUCUCUUCCAUUGUCUGCCAACCACAACCAGACAGAUCAGCCUUCAAAACCUCACACUAAAGUCCAAUUGCAUACACCCCCCUCCAUAAACCCAGCUUCAGCUGCAAAUAAAACAAGAUUAAGAUGGACCUUGGAGCUUCAUGAGCGAUUUGUCGAAGCUGUGAACAAGCUUGAUGGUGCUGAGAAGGCAACUCCAAAGGGUGUGCUAAAGCUUAUGAAUGUUGAAGGUUUGACUAUCUACCAUGUAAAGAGUCAUUUGCAGAAAUAUCGACUUGCAAAGUACCUACCAGAGGCGAAAGAAGACAAAAAGGCUUCGAGUCGUGAAGAUAAGAAAUCAUCAUCAUUGGUUAGUAAUGACGGUGAUUUGGCCAAGAAGAGGAGCAUUCAAGUCACUGAGGCUCUACGCAUGCAAAUAGAGGUUCAGAAACAGCUGCAUGAACAACUUGAGGUCCAAAGAGCACUGCAAUUGCGCAUAGAGGAAAAUGCAAGGUACUUGCAGAAGAUUCUUGAAGAGCAGCAAAAGGCAAACAAUUCUUCUUCCUCCACGCAAAGGUUUAGCUCAGAGCCCCCACUGGAAUUGCGUAGUCCCUUCACAGAGAAAGCUGAUGCAAGAGUGGACUCCUCUCCACUUAACUCUGUGAAGCAAAGAGGGAAUGAGUCAAAUGACCGGGAGAGUGAUUCUGAAUCUGUUGAAGAUAGUAAAAGGAUGAGGCUGGAUGUUGAGCAUGUAAGACCUUCCUAAUGAGAGUCUAGCCGAGGGUACCAUCUUCAGAUAGCUUCUGUUGUCUAUAAGAAUCUUCAUGUCAUUUUCUUUCUAUUAAUUUCCCAGUUAUUGCAGGGGGUUGGAGUGGAUCAGAUUUCGAGUUGAUGUACAGUAUUGUGAAAAAUGAAAUUAAACUGAUGGACCUGGAUUUGCUAAA
Molecule: messenger RNA, 1680 nt
Organism: Musa acuminata AAA Group (dessert banana)
Lineage: Eukaryota; Viridiplantae; Streptophyta; Magnoliopsida; Zingiberales; Musaceae
Product: protein PHOSPHATE STARVATION RESPONSE 3-like
Exons: 7
Coding region: 93-1502 (469 amino acids)
Molecular function (GO): DNA-binding transcription factor activity; DNA binding
Source: RefSeq, a predicted model, not a curated record